This is a messenger RNA of Priceomyces carsonii, 309 nucleotides long. RefSeq lists its product as uncharacterized. The record is from RefSeq and is a predicted model, not a curated record. Lineage: Eukaryota; Fungi; Ascomycota; Pichiomycetes; Serinales; Debaryomycetaceae. The coding region runs from base 1 to 309 and encodes 102 amino acids. The transcript has a single exon.
AUGCACUACCAUGAUACUCAAGGUGAUGAUGUAAUGUUAUCCAAUGGAAUAAAUAUAUCGAGAGAUAUAUACCGGUUUUUGCGGUCAAAUGAAGCGACUAUGACAACUGAUAUUAUAAGGCGCCUAGAUAAGAGGUUAGAUUUGUGGAAUGUUAACUGGUACACGAUUAAAGCUAAGGAUUCGAGGUUGGGGUGUGAAAAAGCUGAUAAAUACGAAGCUAUGGACGACAUGUACACUGGUAAUCAGGUGGCAGAAGCCAAAAUGUUUUUCCUGAAAUAUCGGCAUACUCGUUAUUAUUUGAUGGACUAG